UUCCCUGCAACUUGAGAAAGACAGGAGGACUGCAGCGAAUGGAGCGGCGCAAGUUACCGGGAUAAAGAAGGUACAGGAGACUAAAAACUGUGAUGGAAGCUUAAAUUUGUCGAUAUUUGCUGUAAAAAACGACUUUGCUAACCGUGGCUGGUGUUUGUGGGUUUACGUCGCUGGAGACGUGAAGCCGUCUGAGUCAGGCUGGAAGCAUUGAUUGACCUUUGAAUUUGAGUCACUGGAAUCCGGAGAAAACGUCACAGUGACUGAGCGGAGACCCUUCACCCACUCUUGCCCCUCCCUCAUUAUCCCCACGCAGCCUCUAUGCUCAUCAACCUGAGUGUUGCCUUCAAGGAACCUCGUGCCUUUCAUGGAACACUGCCUGAACCUCCCUCAGCUGAGGAAGUGACAGCCAUGGAUUCACGUCCAGUGCUGGUCGCUUCUCCGCCACCUCCCCUAGCCCCUCCACCGCCUCCUCCUCCUCCUCCGCCACCUCCUCCACCGCCACCUCCACCUGCCUCCUCCUCACCUUUCAGCCGGACAGACAGCGCCCGUCGCAGCCGGCUAAGGAAGCUAAACUGGGAGCGGAUCCCCAAAGAGAAGGUGGAGGGGAGGAAGAGCGUGUGGAGCGGUGCGGGCCAGGGUGAAGAUGAGUUCCCCAUAGAUCUCCACUCUCUGGAUGAGCUGUUUGGUCAAAAGGACAGUAAGCCUCCAGACAGAACUGGCACCUUAAGGCGCAGGUCUGCUCUGCUGCGCUGUAGAUCCCCACAGGACAGUCCUGAGGAGAUCUCCUUGUUGGACUCCAAACGCAGCAUGAACAUCGGGAUAUUUCUACGCCAGUUCAAGAUGCCUGCUAAGGAGAUAGUUGAGGACAUCAGACAGGGUGCUGGGGACCGUUACGGAGCAGAGAAGCUCACAGAGCUCUGUAAAUUACUGCCUGACAAUGAGGAGGAGUCUCGCCUAAGGAGGUUCAGUGGGGAGAGGAGCUGGCUUGGAGAGCCUGAUCUUUUUAUUCUGCUGCUGGUAGAAGUCCCCAGCUUUCGGCUGCGUCUGGAUGCCAUGAUCCUGCAACAAGAGUUCGACCCUGCAGUGACCUCUCUGUGUGUGGCAGCCAGAUGUCUGAGAGAGGCAGCCAGAGAACUGCUGAGCUGUCCUGAAUUACACUCCAUCCUACGUUUGGUGCUCAAAGCAGGAAACUAUAUGAAUGCUGGAGGAUAUGCAGGGAAUGCUGCUGGUUUCCGGAUCUCAUCGCUGCUUAAACUGGCUGAUACCAAAGCCAAUAAGCCAGGCAUGAACCUGCUGCAUUUUGUUGCUAUGGAAGCUGUGAAAAAGGACCAGAGUUUAUUGUCAUUUCCCAGCCAACUAGGCCAUGUUGGCUCCGCCUCCAGGUUGUCUGAGGAGUCUGUGCUUGAGGAUUUAUCCAAGUUAAAAAGCAGAGUGGUGUCCCUCAAGGCAAACAUCCAGACAGAGGCAGAGAUUCAGCUGCAUACACAACCUUUCUUAGAGAUGGCUGAGGAACGUCUGAAGGAGGCAGAGGAUGAAGUUGAAGGUAUGAGGAUGUCAAGUCAGGCGCUGGUGGAGUUCUUCUGUGAAGAUGACAGCACAUUCAAACUAGAAGAGGCCUGCAGGGUCUUUCAUUCAUUCUGCCACCGCUUUCAGAGAGCUGUCCAGGAAAAUGCAGAUCGGGAGCUGAAGGAGCGGAAACGUCUGGAACGCCAACGUGAGAUUGGGGAAAAACGUCGCUCUCUGGCCGUGUGCACAGGGCUGGACUUGAGCCCCAGCCUUGCUAGGGAACCUCAGAGUAAGGAGAACCAAGAUGAAUUGGAGAAACUACUGGAAAGGAAUCUGAGUUACACUUGGAGUCGACGUAGCCUGAGAAACUCUGACUCCCGCAGAAUUUCCCAGAACCUCCCUAAUGACACCCAUUUCCAAAACUCAUCCAUGCUGAAGAGCUUCCCUGAGCUUGGCAGUAGCCCAACGUCUGCCAGUUAUCACUCCAACAGCUCGUCUGACCAUGAGAGCUCCGCUGUGCUUUGUAGUUCCCCAGAGACCGACGACACAUGUUCCCCCAUUGACAGAGAACCUGCUCUCGGAAGGAGGGUUAGGUCUCAGUACAGCAAAGCGACAAACCGAAGUAUAGAAUUGGUUCGAGACUCGGACACUGCUACAUUUAAUUGUUCUCAGCUUGGCAGUGGCUUCACAGUCAAUCAACAUGGACCUGAGAGCAUUUCUUACAUUCUACAAGGCCAGCCAAAGGCGACAGCACUUAGAAAAGAGGCAGAGCUUUCACAUGAACACUUGGUUUCAAUGAGUACUGCAUCCUCUCCCAGUCCGUGUUCUGAUUCUGGUGCUGUCACCCCUGAUGCCCCUGCCCUGUGUGUUAAAAGCCAGACCUCCCCUCAUAGAUACAAGUUUGGCCAAUCAGUGACAGACAGUACUUGCUCUAUUCAGAGUAAAUCUAGUGGAUCUUGUUUUGAGGGGUCUUUACCUGAGUCUCCUCACACUAGGGGAGAGGUUUCUCAAAGUAACUCUAAUACUGGGUCAAUGCGGCACCACAAAUCUGAGAGCCAAUCACAUUCAUCAAUAAAUGCUCAAGAGAGGGUCCAAUCCCAACCACAGGCAAGAGAAUCUCCAGCAAGGACAACAAAUACUGUGAUGCCCCCCCUUGAUAUGGGUUUAACAAAGCACUCAAAGACAGACGUGGUGUCUUCCCCUGUGGAGGAGAACUGGAUGCCCUCCAGUUUACCAGAGUUCAGCCAAUCACAGCCUGAGGAGUUCUCUGACCUGCCAAGUCCUGAGAGGGAGAUGGUGCAGCCAUACUCUCGAGUGGGUGAAUCACUCGAGUGCCACACUCUAGUGAAAGGUCUCCGAUCCUAUGACACCUUAUCGCCGCCGACCUCCCCCCUCCCUCGACCAACACCAAGCCUCUGUUCUAAGUGGAGGAAAGAAAGGGAGGUUGACCUUCGAGAGGGGACAACACCAGGGCCUCCUGCAUCAAAGGAGGAGCCUCGAGCUGUGAAGACCCCUGUGCGGAGUGGAAUAGGGGCCAAAAGAGGGCUUGUGUCACGUGCAAGCCCUUCCAAUGGGACAGGGAUUCCCAGGGUGCGCACCAAAACUGAGGCUUCAAAUGGACCCUCAACCUCUUCUACCCCACCCACCCCUAGCCGAUUAUCCACUCCACGCAGCAUAUCCAUGCGCUCCUCUCCUGUCACACGACCUGCUGCUGUUCAGACAGAGGUGAAACGCGGUCAUAGCACACGGGAGAGGACAGUAAGUGAGCAUCAGACCCCUGGAAAGCCCACCUUAACUCGCAGGACCUCAGACAGAUCCUUACCAGAGAAAAUCUCAGGUAGCACCCAGCCAGCCUUCAUCAGAGGGGCUCCUCUGCGGGUGUCGAAACGUCUGGCCCCGAACUCUGAGACUCAGGCAACACCUCAGCCUCGAACUGCACAUAGCCCAUCUUCCACCACAGCAAAAACCAUACGCACAGCGGUCAUAUCUGCUGCUCGAAAUAAAACUGCAAAGACGACGAGCACGAGCAGCUCUCCUGUUAGCUCAAAAAUCCCCUCAGCUUCACGGAUUCCUGGUCCCAAAAUGCCUCGAGCUGCUGCAGCUCAGCCGCUGUGGAGGUGACGCAAGUCAACAAGUGCCUGUGCUGUGCAGUGUUCUCACACUUUUCAUGCCUUUAUGGAUGUCAGUCGUAAUUUCAGCCUGAAUAUUCAUGAAGAUUGUGAGUCAUCAGUCAGAUUUCUGGGCUUCUAUGAAAAUUUAAUGCAUUCCUGGAUUCUUGGGUUUUGAAUAUGUGAAAUGGAGCUGCACUGGAAGCAAUAGGGGCGUUAUCAUCUCAUUUGCUUCAUCUCACAGGAGAUGCUGCAAAUCCUACCUCUUUUUACACACUCUGUUGUCCUUUGCAGGCGAAAGGACACUAAAAAAAAAAGACCCACUGAUUCAUAUACAAGAGGUCAACACUGAUCUGACAUCUAUAUUCUGUGCCUGUCUGGAGGAGUGUGCUUGAAAGAAUAGGAAUUUGGGACACUCUUGCAUUAAAGAGGAAUUCUUUGUUUAGUAAACUGCCCAAAUGUUUUGCAAACUGAGACCCUCCUUUCACACUAAGCUGUCCUUCAAUCUGGCCUGAAUGCGGUACAAUAUAUGAAUCCUUUUUUCCAGAGGUCUUAUCAUUUUGAUGCACUUUACAAACUGAAGAAGAGGCUGUCAGGAGAUGCUUUCUGUAAUAUUUGUGAUUUUAUGUGAAAAGAUUCUAUAACUUUAUUGAAUAGCAUUGGUUGUUAUUCACUGUAUUAUGUUGAUUUAUAAAAAAAGAAGAUGAAUAAAGAUGGUGAUAUGAAUUUUA
Cheilinus undulatus (humphead wrasse) is the source of this 4345-nucleotide messenger RNA. It is a transcript of the gene fhdc2, whose product is annotated as FH2 domain containing 2. The transcript is spliced from 12 exons. Lineage: Eukaryota; Metazoa; Chordata; Actinopteri; Labriformes; Labridae. Bases 319 to 3627 code for a protein of 1102 amino acids. The record is from RefSeq and is a predicted model, not a curated record.